UGUUGCCAAAGCAGGGAGCGACGAUUUUGACGUAGAAGGAAGUGCUGCUCUAGCUUUCUGUUUGUGUGGCGGGGAGAGCAGUGGACGCAGGGGUUGUUGCACUUUCCGGUAAAUUCACGCUCUUUCGAUUUUUGCUGGAAUUAUAUUUUCCAGACAAACGGGAUUUGUUUUGUAAAUGACAAUCAUGUGAUGCACAGAUUCAUGCUGCUGUCCGGUUGUAACUACAAACCCAUCCGGAAGACUGGGGAUUUGAGUCGCUUCGAUUAGACUGGGGACAACUGGAAAGCAAAUGUCGAGGGUUGACUAUUUUAGUUUUCUUUACAAAUCGCGAAAAAUCCAGGCAAUUGAAACUGUUAUUGAAUAAUAUUGCAUUCAUUUGAUUGGUCGACCGACAAGUUAGAUUUCUCUGGCCGACUGUUGAUGUUCUCAAUUGUAGCCUAACAUUCAACUUGUUACAUUGUACAUCUCAUAUAGUUACAGUAAUAUGAAACAGUAGCGCCGCAACUCGGGAUUUCUGCUGAGGUAGAACCUCUGGAGUCUACUGUAAACUGUUCAAUAGAACAUCAUUGAUGGACAUAGUUAUUUCUGCUUUACAUCCGGUUUGAAAGAAGGAACUUUUUUUUAAUGGCAGGAACACAUCAUUUUGUCCCCUUCAUUGGUUAUUGAUCCAAUAGUUGACUGUCAAUAAGCAUACGAAGGCACUGGUCUAUUCACAUUCUCUGACUAGGCUACACCACAUUAUUGAAAGGCAAGUGCAGCUCACUAGAACUUCGCGCAGCCCCUUUGGGACUUCCCAUGAUUUGCUGUGCCCUGGUAGACUAGAUAACAGAGAGAGAACAUGGAAGAUGAGAUGUUUGAGCAGCUCAUGUAUGUCCUGAACCAACUGGUGACAUGGAUUGCUGCGGGGGCUAUGGUGUUUGGUGGAGUGGUGCCUUACAUCCCCCAGUACAGGGACAUCAGACGGACACAGAACGCAGAGGGAUUCUCCACCUAUGUCUGCCUCGUCCUACUGGUGGCCAAUAUUCUGCGUAUACUGUUCAGGUUUGGGCGCUACUUUGAGACGCCACUCCUGUGGCAGAGCAUUGUCAUGAUAGCCACCAUGUUGAUCAUGCUCAACCUGUGUACCAACGUCCGCGUAGCCACCGAACUCCAGACUAAGCGGCGUUCAUUCACAGCAACAGACAGUAAGGACGAGGAGAUCAAAGUCCCUAAGAAGUUCUUUCUGGACUUUGACUGGAGCCACUUCUGGUCGUGGAGUCGUUUCGUGGACUACCUGCAGUGUGUGUUGGCGUUCACCCUGCUGGCGGCCUACGUCACCUACCUGCUGCUGGACUCGUCUGUGUUCGUAGAGAGCCUGGGCUUCCUGGCUGUCUUCACUGAGGCCAUGCUGGGGACGCCACAGCUCUACUGCAACUACCAGAACAAGAGUACUGAGGGGAUGAGUAUAAAAAUGGUGAUGAUGUGGACGAGUGGGGACACCUUUAAGACGGGUUACUUCCUGCUGACCGAGGCUCCUGUCCAGUUCUGGACCUGUGGUCUGCUGCAGGUGGGAGUGGACAUUGCCAUUCUAUUCCAGGUCUACUACUACAGCCGCUACCCGCAGAAACCCGUCUCGCACACCGUGUCACACACAACCAGCACCAAGGCACUCUGAGACCCCCUAACACACACACACACACAUCGUUACCAAUCGGUCAUGAGCACACAAACUAGUUAGAGUUACUUUGCCUGAAGAAUUUUGCUGAAUGACACUUGUUACAUUUCAUUUCAAAACGGAGAGGACCUCCAGUUAUAUGUAUGUAUUUGUAUGUUGUGCAGAUGGUUAUACAAGUAUAUCCCUAAGAAUAUAUCCCUGUAUAUGAAUAUACCUGAGCAUACACACAGAAUCUUAUGCACAUGCAUCAAUCUACAUUGCAGUCAUAUGCACUGUGUAUGGAUGGACACUCAAGGAAGUGUGGACCAGCUUUCCUGUCCAUAGAUCUGAUGAUUGUUGCAUGGAAAAACCUUAAGACUUUCACAAAGGGCUGUUUACUCAGCCAGUGAUCACAAUGUACAACCGAUCAUCAAAGUAACUAACAGAAACCUUACUGAAUGUACAAUGGAAUUAUUAUUUGGGGGGAAAUUAGAUUCUACAUUUAAUUUAGAUAGCUCUUUGUUCUAAGUUCUCCACGGGUCGGGUCUGUCUGAUCACUUAGGCCUCUUCUGGUCUGGUUGGAAGACCUCCGACUGCUGCUGCUGCUUGUUGGAAAAUUCACCAGAUUAAUUCAACUGGAAGCAACAGCAGUUUUACCAAAAAUGAAAAAGGCUGUCUGGGCCAGAGGCCUGGUUCCUGGGAGCUCCAACACGUUUCCUUCAGAUGACUCUGAGGUAAAGCUUAAGGACUCAGUGGUUCAGUGGACCACUGUGUUGCUGGUAUUACGGACAGUAAGGGAGUCAGUGGAGCGAGGGAGGUAGGACAUUUUGUGAAACAAAUAUUAUGUUUAUGUUACUGUUUUCAUUUAAAGGAGUAGCAGCCAUGUUCGUAGGCCAGGGAACUGGAAGGACUUUCUAUGUUCUGUGUUUUUUAUGGUAAAUGAAAACAACAACAAUGCAUCGGGAAGGACAUUAAGUACAAAGCUCCUGUCUUUAACACUGUUUAUACAUGGUUCUAACAUGCAUCCUUUCUCCUGUCCACAUUCUGAUCGUGCCCGCAUUUUCAGACAGGUGUAGACGAUUUAAAGACAUGUACGUACCAUGUGUAGACAUAUUUCUGGAAAUAUGGGCACAAUCCGAAUGUGGACAAGAUCAGGACAAAGGUCGCAUGUUAGCGCCAGGUAUAAACAAGGCUUCUGAGGACCUAGUGACAGUCUGUUUGCUGGUCUAUGGACAACUCAACUCAUCUCCCUGCUCCUCUCAGCCUCAAGCACCCCGAGAAACCUUUUAUUUGUUUAAAUAGGACCUUUAGAAUUUUUUAGGAAUAUUUCUUUCUUCAGCUUUCUUCAAAUGUUUUAGAUGUGUGCUUUUGGUGGAGACGUCUUAUUCUGCUGAGGGCUGGUGUGGGUGCAGGGUUUUGUUCUAGCCAAGUAGUAGGCAUGUCCAGACUCAACCUCUUGGAGUGUUUGACCACAUGGUAAGUUGAAUCUCUCUGGGUGUAACCAAGACGAUACCAGCACUACAGCUGUUAUAUUCACUUCUGAACUGCUGGCUAAAAUGUAGUUGGUGGUUGCGUCCAAGAUGGCGUCCUAUUCCCUGUUUAUUACAAUACUUUUGACCAAGUAGUGCACUCUAUAGGGAAUAGGGUGCCAUUUCAGACGCACAUAUAUUUUUUUUACGCUGGAUACUCUGGGAAACGUUAUUUUAAUCACUGGCGAUGCAGAAUAUUUGUUUUGUUAUGCUAUCCAUAUUUUUCUAAUCCUGAAACGCUUGUAUAAUCACAAACCUUGUACACUUGCCCUUUAUCAAGCUCUUUUUUACAAUGAUGAGGAGGACGGUGACUCAUGUCAAAUGGUGACCGUUAUUGUCAUUGUAUGAAGAAGUUGUGCACCUAGUAAACUGGUUGUGUAGCAUCAACCGGGCCAAAAUGACUCACUGUUUCUGAUGUAGUUGUAUUAUUUUGGUGGUGGUUCAGUUUUAGUUGUUCAUGGGUAAAACUGCAGAACUAUUCCUCUGUUCAUGGAGAUGCUGAUCAAACAAUGCCAAUCCUUGUGAUUUUUGAAUAUUUUUUGACAUAGUUUUAGGUCAGGAUUCAAUCUAAGUUGCGUUAUAGAACACUGCACUGGACUGCCGACAAUGCCCCUUUUUAAAGGCAGUUUACACCAAAACCGUCUUUCGCAGUGUCCAUACCAGGAAUUCUAUCUCUGCGAACUCGGGGGAAAUUGCCUUUAAAAAGCGUAUUGUCGGCUGUCCAGUGCACUGCUCUGUAAGGCGCCUUGGACAGAACCACAGCCUCAGUUUAUGUACCCCCAAUUUCUUUUUAUGUUUAUCAUUACCUUUUAUUACCACGUUGUGUCUUGUUGUUUUUCUACACAGUACAUUACCACAUUUCUUUCCAUGGAAUGGCCGGUUCUUUCUAUAGAAUUGCCAGUUCAUCGUCAAUAGACAAUUUAAAUCAACCUCUGUCUGAUAUGCUCUUACUUGUUGCCAGUAUUCAUGAAAGCUCUGUGGCGCUGUCAUUAAAGGCCAAAAUGAGAACUUGU
This is a messenger RNA of Salvelinus sp. IW2-2015, 4175 nucleotides long. It is a transcript of the gene slc66a2, whose product is annotated as solute carrier family 66 member 2. Lineage: Eukaryota; Metazoa; Chordata; Actinopteri; Salmoniformes; Salmonidae. The record is from RefSeq and is a predicted model, not a curated record. Gene Ontology annotation, biological process: phospholipid translocation; retrograde transport, endosome to Golgi. Gene Ontology annotation, cellular component: trans-Golgi network; endosome.